Cuscuta epithymum is the source of this 2515-nucleotide messenger RNA. Lineage: Eukaryota; Viridiplantae; Streptophyta; Magnoliopsida; Solanales; Convolvulaceae. The record is from the annotation of a GenBank genome assembly.
CGGUGCAAUCGGACCGCGUGGCGCUUUGCCUGUUCUAUAAAAGGGGGAAGGGCGUGCUACACUAUCAGCGAUUGCUUUUAGUGUAGCGGUAAGUGCAACGAUCCACAAUUGGUAUCAGAGCCAAAGGUCACGGGUUCGACCCCCGGCAACAGCAUGCUGCUUAGUUGUAGGCUGGCAGGUGCUGGGGGGAGAUUGUUGGGCCUGCCGCGGGUCUGCGGUCAGCAAUCUGCCAGCCUGCCGGUGCAAUCGGACGGCGUGGCGCUUUGCCUGUUCUAUAAAAGGGGGAAGGGCGUGCUACACUAUCAACGAUUGCUUUUAGUGUAGCGGUAAGCGCAACGAUCCACAAGUUCUACUAAUUUCAUACAAGAACAAUGCCUUUCUGGAAUUUCAGCACUAAUUUGCUAAAAAAUUACGCGUAUGUUUUGUAUUAGUAGCCCUAAUCGGCACUCUUGAUUUUCGCGGUUUUUGGAUCGCCCUGACACCACAUUUUAUUGGUUGGAUUUUCUUCUAAGAUGUUUUAAUAUCCGUUUUUUAAGAAAUCUGUUCUUCACGAUAAAAAAAAAGAAAAAGAAAUCUGUUCUUCAUAGUUUAUCUUCCAUGUAUUACGAGUUGCAGUUUUGUUUCGGAUUUUUUUUCCCUCUAAUAUAUUUUAAAAGUUACUGAAUUGCCUGUUCUAGUAUUUCUGCUGUGAGUGAAGUUUUUUAUUGGAAGUUUUGCGAUUGGAUAUGCCUGUUUCAGUCUCACUGUUUUUUUCCUUCAAUAUUCAUACUCCGUAUACAGUAUUACUGUGAUGUAAAUAUGUGAUGUUUUUUUUAACUUCCGCGUUGCCAUAUUAUGCGAUUUUUUUUAUAUUAUUUUUUAGAUUUGCCUGUUCGUUAUGAGUUAUAACAUGAGGAGGCUUCAUUGCUUGACCAUACCUGUUUGUUUCAGUGGCUUGGAAGAUCCACUAUGUGAUCUUUUUCAGUUUAUGAUGAAUUAAAGCCCUUUUUUAAUAUAAAUAUUGCAGACAGAUUCCUUCAGUUAGGGGAAGCUAUUUAUUUGUAAUUAUUUUGGGGCCAAAGAGGAGAGUCCUGGUCUCCUGGACUUGGAGGUUGAUCUGCAUCUAUAGUUCAAUAAUCAGCUGAGUAAUUAAUCUAUACAUUCCUUUAGCCAUGGAUCUCCCAAAGACAAAGAAGAGAAGAAGUACACGCCUCCUACUCAAGCAGAAGAAAAGAGUAGCUGAAGAUGAACCCAAGACUACCUUUGGAUGUUUGCCUCUAGAAAUACCGAGUCUAAACUCCUCUAUCUCUAUUCAUCUUUUAAAAAUGAACUCCAAUAUGUUGAUCUUUCAGACAUUACUGAAAAAGGAUUGAUUGUGAAUAGAAUUGAAAAUGCAUUUUCCAAUCUCACACGGUCACACCAAGAUCGUUUUCGGUGCUUGGCUCAUCCAAUGGCAUCAUGCUCUUACAAGAUCCAUCUAACCAGAAAUGGAAUUGCAUAUAUAAUCUUUUCACAAGGGACUAUAAACUUGUACCCAAACUGGACUCUCAACAUUGCUGGUAUUGUUCAUAUGGGGUUGGGUGCCAUCCAGUUACCUAUGAUUACAAAACAUUUCGUAUACUCAUCACAUCAGACCGGGAUGAUUCUAGGUCAAAAGCCUAUGUAUACAGUCUGAGUAGGAAUGAGUGGAUACCAUUAGGAGAGUUGCCUUAUAAAAUAGACCGCUUUUGUAUACAAGGAGUUUUGGUCCAUGGGAGACUCCACUGGCUUACUGUGCAAAACAAAGGGAUGUCAAAUGAUCAAAUCCUUUUCCUAAUAUAAUAUCAAUUGACCUCAUGGAUGAUUCUGUCAAGGAGGUUCCCAUGCCUAUGGAGGUUAUAUUUCGAAAAAGUAAGAGAUCUCAACUUGUUGUUUUAGGGGGCCGGGAUGUCUGUCGGUUGGCGUAAGAAGAAUUGAUUCAAGGAUGCAUAUUUGGGUGAUGAAAACAUACGGAAUGGAAUUGUCUUGGGUGAAACAAUAUGUUUUUGGAAGUGAUUUUCUUAAAUUUGAUCGCAAUUGGAAGAGCCGUGGUGAGGAAUGGUUACAGAUUGUAUGUCUUCUUAAUAAUGAGGAAAUCUUGCUAAGAUACGAUGGAUAUUGUGGAGGAACUUUGGCUUCAUACAAUUUUGUUACUAAAAGUUGUAAGAUUCUCAUUUCUGGUGGAACAUUGCCCAGACGGCCAUUUAGGAUAGAAUAUGACAGAUGCUGGUUAGCUUAAAACAUCAUUUGACUCACAUUCAAAUAAUGCUUUCUUGCUCCUCAAAAAAAGAAGCACAUGUCAUUUGGCCUUCCAUUCUCGAUCAUGUAGCAGCUACUGCCUGAUAUCAUUAGGUUCUCUAUGCUUGUAGAGAUGGUGGAGGAACUUCAACGCAGUAAUAUUUGUGUUAUGUAUGGUACACGAUGUUCUUAUGUUUAGCUGAUCCCUUAAUGGUAGAUUUGUAGUCAUGCAAUAAUCUUAAUGUUAUUGUCAAAGAUCCUUGUCUUAAAUGGAUGUCCA